AUUGGCUCUGACGGCUGUGGAGGCUCGAAAUGUUCCUCGCCUUUCUGCAGGACGGAUAACCGAAGUUGUUGCUUUAUUUGACCGUCAGCUGUCUGUGUCCGGAUCUAAGCUUUAAAUAAAACAUGGAUUUAAAUGUUAGUCCUCCGCUAACAGAAAACAGAGGUUCAUCAGAGUCAGCAGCAGACGGUCCAAGAAGAGGAAUGAGUAAAACCCAGAUUCUUACAUUAAUAUCUAUGGCUUCUGUUAAUUUCAGCUCAAUGAUCUGUUACUCCAUAUUAGGCCCAUUCUUCCCCAAUGAGAUUACUUGAUAAGGCCCCUGCAGGAGCCACCUUCAUCGCUCUGUGUUUUAUCGUCAGGUCUUUGGAUGCAUUGGGUUUUGCUGCUGCCAUGACCUCCUCUUUUGCUAUAACAGCAAAAAUAUUCCCGAACAAUGUGGCAACUGUUCUGGGAAGUUUGGAGAUUUUCACAGGGCUCGGGCUCAUACUGGGACCACCGGUGGGGGGCUGGUUCUACCACUCGUUUGGGUAUGAAGUCCCAUUCAUGCUCCUUGGAUGUGUGCUUCUGAUUAUGGUUCCCUUCAACAUUUACGUUUUGCCAUCCAUCGAGGCAGAUCCAUCAAACGAUUCCUUCUUCGGACUUCUCACACAAAUCAGAGUUGUCCUGAUAUGUUUUGUGAUUUUUACUCUCAGCUCAGGUCUGGGCUUCAUUGAUGCCACCCUGUCGCUGUUUGCAAUGAAGACAUUUAAUCUGACUUCUGGCUAUGUGGGGCUCAUCAUGCUGGGCUUGUCCUUACCAUAUUGUCUGGCUUCACCACUUAUUGGUUACUUCACAGAUAAAUAUCCUGUCACCAGGAAUGCAUUUACAGUGACUGGAGGCAUCAUCACAGCUGCUGGGUUCUUUCUGCUUGGUCCAGCUCCUUUUUUUCACAUCUCAAGUCAGCUAUGGUUGUUGAUCAUUAUGCUUGGUUUGAUUGGCUUUUCUCUGGGAAUGACUGCCAUCCCUACCUUCCCUGAGAUCAUCACGUGUGCACAUGAAAAAGGAUUGGAGGAGGGACUGAGCACUCUUGGUAUGGUCUCUGGGUUGUUUGGAGCCUUUUGGUCCAUGGGGAUGUUUUACGGCCCGAUAGUGGGAAGUGUUAUCACACAGAAUCUGAGCUUUCAGUGGGCAGCUACAGUUCAAGGAAGCAUGACAUUCCUGGCUGCUUUUCUCCUCCUGGUUCACUCUCUCUGUCGGCGACAUCCUCAAAGAGUGCAGGAAGAGCGUCAGUCAACAGAGGAAAGCACUCCUCUCCUGAGUGGAUAAAAACAUCAGUUUUUACUGAUGUUUCACGCUUCAUGACUAAACUUGAAUUUUUUUUUGUUUAGAAGAAUGAACAGAACAGUAGGGUUUUCAAGUGCAGUGAGGACUGUAAACAUGUGGAACCAAAUUGUGUCUUCUUGAUUUUCGACCCUUUGCUUUGACUUGACUUGGAUUUUAUAUGUAAAGCAACUUGUCUGUUUGCACUUUCCUGGAAAUAAACAGCAACACAUCAACCGUA
Molecule: messenger RNA, 1537 nt
Organism: Austrofundulus limnaeus
Lineage: Eukaryota; Metazoa; Chordata; Actinopteri; Cyprinodontiformes; Rivulidae
Gene: slc18b1
Product: solute carrier family 18 member B1
Biological process (GO): transmembrane transport
Molecular function (GO): transmembrane transporter activity
Source: RefSeq, a predicted model, not a curated record